Molecule: messenger RNA, 2641 nt
Organism: Centrocercus urophasianus (Greater sage-grouse)
Lineage: Eukaryota; Metazoa; Chordata; Aves; Galliformes; Phasianidae
Gene: TNFSF13B
Product: TNF superfamily member 13b
Exons: 6
Coding region: 441-1307 (288 amino acids)
Biological process (GO): immune response
Cellular component (GO): membrane
Molecular function (GO): tumor necrosis factor receptor binding; receptor ligand activity
Source: RefSeq, a predicted model, not a curated record
UCUUUUAAGUAGCACUCAGAGAUAUGCUGCAAAGAAACCUUACGUUGUUUCUGCACUUCUAGAUAAGGUUUUAAAUACCCAUGGUACCAGUCAUGCCUAACUUUAAAGAUAAUGGGAAAUGGUGAAAGCAAGUUGCCACAAAAAUAAAUAGCUGAAAAUGAAAGGAGGAAGGCAGACUGAGCAAGCAGCUCAUCAGAAAGUACUCACUGCCAGAAUGCAGUGCGGAAAGAAGAAAGCUAAACGGAGACUGAAUCAGAUGUUCGCUCUGUACAUUAGGUUUAAUGGUUGUAUCAACGGCUUCAUAUGACAGGAAAUGAUCUGGGCGUUUUGUUCACUUAUUCUGGAUGCCCUUAGUUUCACAGAGCAGCGGGUAACAUGGAUUGCACCACGGAAGGGGACAGCUGAACUCUCCCUCUGGCUUUAGUGAGGAAAGAGCAGCGAUGAAAUCCGUGGACUGUGUGCACGUCAUCCAGCAGAAGGAUACCGCCUCCUCUCCCUCUGGCCCCCCCGGUGCUGCUUCAGGCACCACGGGACUUUUUUCUGUCACAUUCCUGUGGCUUGCAAUGCUCCUGUCCUCUUGUCUUGCAGCAGUGUCUCUUUACCAUGCUAUCACCCUGAAAACAGAGCUAGAAGCUCUGCGCAGUGAGCUGAUCUACAGGGUCCGGGCAAGGUCUCCGCUAGAGCAGCCACCCGUGUCCCCUGGUGACAAGAAAGCAGGUGCCCCUGUUUCUUCCUUCCUGCAAGUGUCUGCAGCUGGCGCCAGGCAGGAGAACAGGCUGCCUGGCCCUAGCCCAGCUGGAAGUCUCCAAAAGGAAAUCUGGGACGGGGGCAGAAACAGGGGGAGAAGGUCUGUUGUCCACACAGAAGAAACAGUGCUGCAGGCCUGCUUGCAACUGAUUGCAGACAGCAAAAGUGAUAUCCAACAGAAAGAUGAUUCAAGCAUUGUCCCUUGGCUUCUGAGCUUUAAGCGUGGAACAGCUCUGGAAGAACAGGGAAAUAAAAUAGUGAUCAAAGAAACAGGAUAUUUUUUCAUAUAUGGCCAGGUUUUAUAUACUGAUACAACAUUUGCAAUGGGACAUCUAAUACAGAGGAAGAAAGCUCACGUGUUUGGUGAUGAUCUCAGCUUGGUCACAUUAUUUCGUUGCAUCCAAAAUAUGCCACAGUCUUAUCCGAAUAAUUCUUGCUAUACUGCUGGCAUUGCAAAAUUAGAAGAAGGAGAUGAGCUUCAACUUACAAUACCACGAAGAAGAGCUAAAAUAUCCUUGGAUGGAGAUGGUACUUUUUUUGGUGCAGUUAGACUCCUCUGAAGCCCUUUAUUUUUGUAACUAUGCUUAGUGCAAUUUUCUUCUUCUUCCAACGCAUCUGUCAAAGAAAAAAGAAAUUGAAUUCUCCUAUAAUGCCAAUUCAGUCUCUUUCCUUCCUCCAUCAGCUUCUGAAAUCUAUUCUUUGGUCUAAUAAGCAAACCCAAAACAGGAAGUAGACCAGACGUACUUGUAAGAUAAAAACGUCACGUGAUUACCAGAAAGACAAUUUAUUUUACACAAUGGGAGUCUCUAAACAACAGCUGUAAGGACGUGGUUUUUUGGCUUUGAAGUAAUUUCAGUGAAGCAAAUCAAAGAAACAGUUGAACAUAAAGUAUAGCGUGAACACAGGACCAUUCUGUUUUUAUACAGAAAUGGAAACCUAAAACACAAUUGCAUCUUACUUUGCUUUGUUUCACAAACAAACAAACAAAAAACCUAAAAAAAAAAAAGCUUCUACCCUGAAGCAUAGAGUACAAGGAAGGAUAAUGAAACUAUAUUAUUCAUCACAAUAGAGUGGUGUCAGCUAGUUUCUGUUUAUUUUUGUUGUUUGUUUCUUAGUUUGACAUAGAAAUUUGUUUUGGGAAGGAAAAAAAUCUAAAAGCACAGGAUAACGAAGCAAAAGCUCCUAAGUAUGUAGAAUGGUUGCCACUGCCUUGCUUCUUCCCUGAGGACAAAAGGACAUUACUAAAAUCUAUUAGUAUUUACUAAUUAAGAUGAGUUUUACCAGAAAUAAGAUAAAUAAGAUGCUUUGACACCUCAAUCUCAGGGAAUAUGUGCAUGCAUACAUGUAAACAAGUUGAGCAUAGAAAGAAACAUGAUGAAAUUAGGCUCAGUACAGUAGGACAAAUUGGAUUUCUGACUUCAUAAUUUCUGCACUCAUAUAUAUAUGUGUAUUCUGUGUGUAUAAAUAUAUAUAUAUGCAGUAUAUAUAUAUAUAUAAAUAUGAAAGUAUAUACACCAUAUAUGAGCCUUUGGCACUUAGGUAUAAUAUACUAUCUUCUUUUGGAUAGCUUAUCCGACAGAAAUAUUGCUGGAUACGUAUUUGUUGUAUUUGUCUUGCUUUUGCUAUUAUCCAUGCAAAGGGAUACUGUGAAAAGAAAAAUCCAACAAACAUGGAACCAGCCAUGCAACUAAUAAAACACAUUUACUGCCCAUAGAUCUGGCCUCAAUCACUAGGAUAGAUAUAGCUACUUCUGUGCAGUUUUGAAGAAGAGGCUCCAGGGACACCUGAUAGUAGCUUUUCAGUCUCUUAGAGGAGGCUAUAAGGAAGAAGGGGACAGACUCUCUAGCAGAGUCUGUGGUGACAGGAGAAGAGAAAGUGGUUUCAAACAAAACAA